Molecule: messenger RNA, 1185 nt
Organism: Alternaria ethzedia
Lineage: Eukaryota; Fungi; Ascomycota; Dothideomycetes; Pleosporales; Pleosporaceae
Exons: 3
Coding region: 1-1185 (394 amino acids)
Biological process (GO): arsenite transport; antimonite transmembrane transport
Cellular component (GO): plasma membrane
Molecular function (GO): arsenite transmembrane transporter activity; antiporter activity; antimonite transmembrane transporter activity
Source: RefSeq, a predicted model, not a curated record
AUGGACACUGCUGAGCGAGGAGCGAUACGCGACGAGAAAGAUGCACGGUUAAGAGAUGGGCAGGCUGGCGAUGUUGAGAAGGGUGGUGUUAACGGUGGUGCUGGUGAUGGAGAGGAUAUGAUGGGCAAUAACCCAUCCACACAAAAAGAACUUCCUCCUCUGAAAGGUCUCUCGUUCCUCGACCGCUUCCUAGUUGUAUGGAUCAUUCUCGCCAUGGGCAUCGGUAUCGCGCUGGGGAACACGGUUGACUCCGUGGGUCCAGCGUUGCAGAGAGGAGAGUUCGUGGGCGUCAGUAUACCCAUUGCAAUUGGCCUCUUAGUAAUGAUGUACCCCAUUCUCUGCAAAGUCCGCUUCGAAACGCUCCACCUCCUCCUCAAGAAACGCGAUCUCUGGAUCCAAAUCGCCGUCUCCUUCGUUCUCAACUGGAUCAUCGCCCCCCUCUUCAUGGUGGGAUUAGCAUGGGCCUUCCUACCCGACCGCCAGGACCUACGUGAAGGACUCAUCUUCGUGGGCAUUGCGCGCUGCAUUGCCAUGGUACUCAUCUGGACGGAUCUUGCGGGCGGCGACGGCGACUACUGCGCUGUUCUCGUGGCGUUUAACUCGAUACUGCAGAUUGUGCUGUUUGCGCCCUUUGCGGUGUUUUAUAUCCAAGUGGUCAGUCAUGGCGACAAGACGGAUAUCUCAUAUGAGAAGGUUGCGCAGAGUGUGGGCGUCUUCUUGGGGAUACCACUUGGUGCUGCUGUGAUUACGAGGUUGGCAUUGAGGUCGAUGCUGGGAGAGGACCGCUAUCAACGCAGGUUCAUACGCUAUAUCGCGCCGUUUUCGCUCAUCGGCCUGAUUUACACGAUCAUCGUCCUCUUUGCUAGUCAGGGCGCGCAUGUUGUUAGGCAGAUUACGGAUGUGCUGAGGGUUUGCGCGCCCCUCCUGGUCUACUUCAUCGUCAUCUUUACGAGUACGGUUUGGUUCUGCUGGAAGAUGGGGUUCAGCUACAAGGUUAGCUGCACGCAGAGCUUUACUGCUGCAAGCAACAACUUUGAGCUUGCUAUCGCGGUUGUCGUCGCGGUCUACGGCGCGGGUAGCGGGCAGGCUCUGGCAAGUACGGUGGGCCCCUUGAUCGAGGUUCCUGUACUUGUGCUGUUGGUGUAUGUCCUGAAGUGGAUACGAAAGAGAUGGCAAUGGGUCUAG